Messenger RNA from Mastomys coucha (southern multimammate mouse), 3949 nucleotides. RefSeq names its product Ras and Rab interactor 3 (gene Rin3). Gene Ontology annotation, molecular function: guanyl-nucleotide exchange factor activity; small GTPase binding. Gene Ontology annotation, biological process: vesicle-mediated transport; signal transduction. The transcript has 11 exons. The record is from RefSeq and is a predicted model, not a curated record. NCBI's taxonomy places the organism in Eukaryota, Metazoa, Chordata, Mammalia, Rodentia, Muridae. Gene Ontology annotation, cellular component: cytosol; endocytic vesicle. Bases 257 to 3202 code for a protein of 981 amino acids.
GAAGGAGGUCCCAUUCGGUUCCUGGGCCUCGUCACCUGCCAGCCCUGAGUGCCUCGCUGCCCGGUGCCAACUUGGAGACUUUCCUGGCCGGCCUCUUCCUGCGAGCCCCGCGCGCUGCGAUCCAGGAAGUGGAAGGCAGCGGCCCCGCGCUUCCCCACUGGGCGCGCGGCUGGCGGCGGCGCCCGGCCCGGCCCUCGGCGAGGGACAGCGCCAGCGCCACGCGGAGGUCGCCGCGUCCCCAAUCGCCUGCCCCACGAUGCGACGCGCUGAGGCGCCCGCGAGCGCCCACCCUGCCGGCCCUAAUCCAGAUGCUGGCAAAGGAGAGGGAGAAGAAGAUGAGGAGAAAGACGACAUGAGGCUUGGUCUGCCAACCACCCCGAGGAACUGCAUCCCACGCCGGGGCAUCAGUGUCUUGGAGAAGCUGGUGAAGACCUGCCCUGUGUGGCUGCAGCUAGGGCUAGGCCAGGCGGAGGCUGCUAAGAUCCUGCAGCAGGAGAUAGCUGGGAUGUUCCUGGUGUGCCGCGACAGCAGCCUGAAGCAACUGGUGCUGUGUGUCCACUUCCCUUCCCUGAAGGACAGUUCAGCUGAGGUGCUGGAGUACCCCAUCAAGGAAGAAAAGUCUAUAUUGUACCUGGAAGGCUCAGUUCUUGUGUUUGAGGACAUCUUCAAACUGAUUGCAUUCUACUGUGUCAGUAGAGACUUACUGCCCUUCACUCUACGGCUGCCCCAGGCCAUCCUUGAAGCUAGCAGCUUCCUCGAACUUGAGACCAUCUCCAACCUGGGCCUGGGUUUCUGGGACUCCUCGCUGAACUCUUCAAGAGGCCCUGCAGAGCCACUCAGAAGCCUAGCCCCUGGGACCCCUGCAUCCUCCAGCCUCCGGCCUACAACCCAUUACUCAAAUUGUUCCUGUGAAAUCGAGCUCUCGGUGGGAAAUGACCGCCUGUGGUUUGUGAAUCCUAUUUUCAUCGAGGACUGCGCUCUACCGGCUGAUCCACCUCCACUGCCUACUGGCAGCUACCCUCCACGCCCUGCGCCCGCCACCCCGGAUGCUACCUCACCCACCUCCAAGGGGUCCCCACGUCGUCCCCCACCUCCACCCCCGUUACCCGCAGUUCCUCCUACUGGCCCUGCACGGCCUCCUGUGCCUCCUGCACCGCCUGUUGGUCCUUUGCCCAACUCCCCCCUAACCCCCACCUCUCACCUUGCACCCCAUGCACCUGGCCCCCCUGGUCACUCAAACCAACCACCCAUGACAGCCUGUGAGAGUCUCCCACGUCCAGCUGUAGGCCUGGGCCCCUUUGGAGAGGAAGAGACAACGCCUGGGACAACUCUCAGCCCCUUGCACCAAGCCCCUCCCCAUCCACUACCCCUGAAGAAGGCUCUUCCAGCAGCUCCUCCCAGGAGGCGCAUUUCUGAGAGGGUAUCUCUGGAAAGCCAGAAUGUGGGGACUUCAACAGACAGGGACCACUCAGGCAUUUCUAGGACAGCCUCUCUCAACAUUCCUCCCCAGAGCACCGUAAGUAGCUUUGGGGACAGGCCUCCAAGGACCACGGAGCAAGACCGGGACACAGAAGCCAAAGCCAGCCAUGCUGACAGCAUACCAGUGCCUCCUGGGAAGGUCAAACAACCUCCCAUACCACCGCCAAGGAAGAAGCGGGUCUCCCGGCAGCUGGCCUCAAGCCUUCUCAGUCCCUUGGAGAGCCCCAUACAGGAGGCACCCUCUGAGAAACCAGCACCUGGUGCAUCUUGGGAAGGUUUGAGUCCUGCCCGGCAAGCUGGGAUGCAACACCUCCAAGUCCAGACCAGCGCCGGUCCUCAUAGCUCUCCAGAGUUCAAGGGUUCCCAGGCCUCACUCUCAGACAGCCUGGGGGUGCCGGCCUCAGCCGCUGACCAGGACUCCUACUCAACCAGCAGUGCGGAGGAAGAGCUGGAGUUCAGCAGCCCCAAUGUAAAGAAGAAGCCCUCAAUGAUCCUGGACAAGGCCCGCCAUCGCCUCAGCUUUGUCAGUUUCACCAGCGUCUUCCAUGCCUUCCUCUCCAGCGACCGCAAACUGUAUAAGAAGGUGGUGGAGUUGGCACAAGACAAGAGCUCCUACUUUGGCAGCUUAGUACAGGACUACAAGGUGUACAGCCUGGAGAUGAUGGCCCGCCAGGCAUCCAGCACCGAGAUGUUGCAGGAGAUCCGCACCAUGAUGACUCAGCUCAAGAGCUACCUGCUGCAGAGCACCGAACUCAAAGCCUUGGUGGAACCCACCCUGCACUCGGAGGAGGAACUCGAGGCCAUCGUGGAGUCAGCCUUGUACAAGUGUGUCUUGAAGCCCCUGAAGGAGGCCAUCAACUCCAGCCUGCUGGAGAUCCACACCCGGGACGGCUCACUGCAGCAGCUCAAGGAGAACCAGCUGGUGGUCCUGGCCACCACCACCACCGACCUGGGCGUGACCACCAGCGUGCCUGAGGUGGCUGUCAUGGAGAAGAUCCUGCAGAAGCUGACCAGCAUGCAUAAGGCCUAUUCACCAGGGAAGAAAAUCUCCAUCUUGCUGAAGACCUGCAAGCUCAUCUAUGACUCCAUGGCUCUUGGCAAUCCAGGGAAGCCCUACGGGGCCGACGACUUCCUGCCUGUGCUCAUGUACGUGCUGGCCCGCAGCAACCUCACUGAGAUGCUCCUCAACGUGGAGUACAUGAUGGAGCUCAUGGAUCCCGCCCUGCAGUUAGGAGAGGGUUCCUACUAUCUCACCACCACCUAUGGAGCCCUGGAGCACAUUAAAAACUAUGACAAGAUCACAGUGACAAGACAGCUGAGCGUGGAGGUGCAGGACUCCAUCCAUCGCUGGGAACGCAGGCGCACGCUCAACAAGGCCCGGGCCUCCCGCUCCUCUGUGCAGGACUUCAUCUGUGUGUCCUACCUGAAGCCCGAGCAGCAGUCACGGACACUGGCGUCACGGGCAGACACAGCAGCCCAGGCACUGUGUGCACAGUGCGCUGAGAAGUUUGAGGUGGCACAGCCCCAGGACUACCGGCUCUUCGUGCUGGUGGAUGGGCGCUGCUUCCAGCUGGCCGACGAUGCCCUGCCGCACCGCAUCAAGGGCUAUCUGCUCCGGAGUGAACCCAAGCGAGACUUCCACUUUGUGUACCGGCCCCAGGACAGUGGCAAGGAUGCCUCAAACCAGCCCUAUCUAGUGGUGCGGGAGCCCAACUUCCUAUAAGAGGACCCUCCGCUGAGCUAUGGUGGCAGGGUCUCCUGAGAGGAGGAUAGAGGGACUGGGACUGGGCUCUCGUUGGCCGCUCCUCUUGAUAACACAUCCCUCCCACAGGUGCCUGUGUCAGUCACACUGGUGUAACGCCCACUGAGCAUGCCUAAGCCAAUCAGGCAAGGUUAUAGCCUGAGGCACCAUGUUCUUCAUUGGAUAGUAAGGGAAAACAAGGCUCAGGUGGAAGGGGCUCUCUAGCCGGCUACAGCAAACAUGCCCAACCCUGCUCACAACUGGUUCCUCAGGCAGUUCCUUCUGCCUUCCCCUGGCCAGGUCCCACUUCCUACCCCCCAUCUUUAGUCUUUCCUGAGAAGAGCUCACUUCCUCCGGGACUGGCUAAUGAAGGGAUUCCUGGCCCCAGCUGCUUCCCGAGCCUCAGGAUGGAGCUGAGAUGGUCCACCACAACCCAAGAUCUCAGAGUAUGGUUAGGAAGAGACAGCCCUGCACCGCACCCCUGCCUCAGAACUUGCCUUCAGCUACCAGAGUGCCUAGUCUGCCAGGCUCCUGAGCUCCACUGGAAGCAGCCAAGCCAGUUUCAAUGACACAUGGACAAGUUCAACCAAUGCCAUGAGAUUGCGGGGGCGGGAGGGUCAUUGAAGACCUGUUCUGUGGUGGAAACACCACAGGGCAUCAGUGUUGGCCUGUUGACAAGAUGAACUUUGGGGGAGUGGAGGGUAAUAAAAGCCCUUUUGCAAAAGCUAA